This is a messenger RNA of Nicrophorus vespilloides, 969 nucleotides long. RefSeq names its product bax inhibitor 1. Gene Ontology annotation, biological process: negative regulation of endoribonuclease activity; negative regulation of RNA splicing; negative regulation of apoptotic signaling pathway. The transcript has 3 exons. Bases 223 to 933 code for a protein of 236 amino acids. Lineage: Eukaryota; Metazoa; Arthropoda; Insecta; Coleoptera; Silphidae. Gene Ontology annotation, molecular function: enzyme binding. The record is from RefSeq and is a predicted model, not a curated record. Gene Ontology annotation, cellular component: mitochondrial membrane.
CUAUUCAUUCGUUCGUACAGCAGCGGUCAGAGACGUACGUGUAUUGUACGUAGAUAUCAAAACAAUUGCAUUGCAACCAUCACUUGAUCGUUGAACGUAGUGAGCUAUAUUUUUGGUGUCGUGUGAAAAAUCUCUCUCUCGGCUUGUCAAAAAAAAGUGAUUUUUUCGGGGAACAAAUUCAGCAAACCCGAACGAAAGUUAACAAAAAAAAUAAGCAAAAUUAUGACGCCUCUAGUGCACACGUUCGUGAACUCCUUCAACAACAAACUGGAAGAUCCAGUUCGUACCCACCUGAAGAAUGUGUACGCUUGCCUCACAGCCUCCACCCUGUCAGCAGCCGCAGGCUCAGCUGUCCAUAUGUACACCGACUACCUGCAGGCUGGCUUCCUCACCAGCAUCGGGGCGCUGAUCUGCUUCGGUUUGCUGAUGAUGACAGCCGAUGAGCAGGGCAAGAACAUGCUGCAACGUCUGGGCUACCUGCUGGGAUUCGCGUUCCUCAGUGGAAUCGGAUUGGGGCCACUGCUGGAGCAGGUCAUGUACGUUAAUCCGAACAUCAUCGUCACCGCCUUCAUCGGUACGACUGUGGUCUUCAUGAGCUUCUCCAUCUGCUCGAUGCUGGCCGAAAGAGGAAAAUACUUGUAUUUGGGCGGCACUCUGAUGACCAUCCUCAACUCGAUGGUUCUUCUCUCCUUGGCCAACCUCUUCUUCGGCUCCCAGUGGCUAUUCCAGGUACAUCUCUACUUGGGGUUGAUCAUGAUGUGCGGUUUCGUCCUCUACGACACUCAGCUGAUCAUCGAGAAGAGACGUCAGGGUAGCCGUGAUUUCGUCACGCACUCCCUCGAUCUCUUCAUCGACUUCGUGGGCAUCUUCAGACGUCUGGUCAUCAUCCUCACCCAGAAGGAGGAGGAGUCAAACAAACGUCGAAGGAACUGAUUGUUGAGCGACGACGAAGAUGACGAGAGGAAGAAG